GUUACAGCAUGGAUAUAUUAAAUUAAUUGAGAUAUUUGUAUUCUGCCAAAGAGGUAGCGGAAGACAGCACUUUGUGUUUUAUUCAGGUUUCUGUGUAUUUCAUUCCAAGCUGCCCGUUUCUGUAAGUAAUGCCAUUCUUCACUUCCACAGCACCAUCAGAAACUUCGACUGCAAGUGCACAGACCACCACUGCAGCAGUGAGUUCUGCAUCAACAUUAACAAGUCCAACAGCACAAACAACGGCGAGCAGCUCCACUCCAGCAUCGACAGCUGAAUCAACGACAAUCACAACAACACAAGCUACUGCAACAAGUGCAGAAACCACAACUGCAAGUGUGCAGAGCACCACUGCCGCAUCGAGCACUGCAUCAACUCUCACGUCAACAAGUGCAGCAGAAUCAACAACUACAAGCAUCUCCACUCCAGCAUCGACGGCUGAAUCAACAACAAUCGCAACAACACAAGGCAUGACAACAAAUGCUGAUUAUCAUAAUACAUGUUUAUGUUGCAACCUGAUACCUUGAAAUGUAAAGCAGGAUUAUGUCUAUCUACAGAAAUAAAAACAAAAUAGUGCAUUUUUGCUGA
Messenger RNA from Carcharodon carcharias (great white shark), 585 nucleotides. RefSeq names its product A-agglutinin anchorage subunit-like. The transcript is spliced from 2 exons. NCBI's taxonomy places the organism in Eukaryota, Metazoa, Chordata, Chondrichthyes, Lamniformes, Lamnidae. The record is from RefSeq and is a predicted model, not a curated record. The coding region runs from base 129 to 524 and encodes 131 amino acids.